Messenger RNA from Myodes glareolus (Bank vole), 944 nucleotides. It is a transcript of the gene Or2k2, whose product is annotated as olfactory receptor family 2 subfamily K member 2. Gene Ontology annotation, biological process: G protein-coupled receptor signaling pathway. The record is from RefSeq and is a predicted model, not a curated record. NCBI's taxonomy places the organism in Eukaryota, Metazoa, Chordata, Mammalia, Rodentia, Cricetidae. Gene Ontology annotation, cellular component: membrane. Gene Ontology annotation, molecular function: G protein-coupled receptor activity; olfactory receptor activity.
AAAUGCAAGGAGAAAAUUUCACUGCUUGGAGCCUUUUGUUCCUGGAGGGAUUUUCCCGGUACCCAAGGUUAGAGAUCAUUCUGUUUGUCUUCAGCCUUAUAAUGUAUUUGGUUACCAUCCUGGGUAACAGUACUCUGAUUUUAAUCACUGUCCUGGAUUCACACCUUCAAACCCCCAUGUACCUAUUUCUUGGGAACCUCUCUUUCAUGGAUAUCUGUUACACAUCGGCUUCCAUUCCUACUUUGCUUGUGAACUUGCUGUCAUCCAAGAAAACCAUUAUCUUUUCUGGGUGUGUGGUCCAGAUGUACCUCUCCCUUUCCAUGGGAUCCACAGAGUGCAUACUUCUGGCUGUGAUGGCCUAUGACCGUUACGUGGCCAUCUGCAACCCACUGAGGUACCCCAUCAUCAUGAACAGGCAAGUCUGUGUGCAGAUGGCCACCAUUUCCUGGGUGACAGGCUGUCUGACUGCCCUGCUGGAAACUAGCUUUGCUCUGCAGAUUCCCCUCUGCGGGAACGUCAUUGAUCACUUCACGUGUGAAAUCCUUGCGGUACUAAAAUUAGCUUGUAUGAGUUCCCUGCUCAUGGAUCUGGUGAUGCUGGUGGUCAGUAUUCUCCUCCUGCCCGUUCCAAUGCUCUUAAUUUGUAUUUCCUAUGGCUUCAUCCUUUCAACAAUCCUGAGAAUCAGUUCGACAGAGGGAAGAAACAAAGCUUUCUCGACUUGUGGUGCGCACUUGACUGUUGUGAUCCUAUACUAUGGAGCUGCUCUCUCCAUGUACCUGAAGCCUACGUCGUCAAACUCACAAGAAAUAGACAAAAUCGUCUCGUUGCUCUAUGGAGUGCUUACCCCUAUGUUGAAUCCAAUAAUUUACAGCUUAAGGAACAAAGAAGUAAAAGAUUCUGUGAAAAAACUGCUGGGCAAAGUACCAUUGGCACCAAGCGUGUGA